Gopherus evgoodei (Goodes thornscrub tortoise) is the source of this 3967-nucleotide messenger RNA. It is a transcript of the gene ZC3HC1, whose product is annotated as zinc finger C3HC-type containing 1. The transcript has 10 exons. The record is from RefSeq and is a predicted model, not a curated record. Bases 6 to 1505 code for a protein of 499 amino acids. NCBI's taxonomy places the organism in Eukaryota, Metazoa, Chordata, Testudines, Testudinidae. Gene Ontology annotation, cellular component: nucleus. Gene Ontology annotation, molecular function: zinc ion binding.
CCAAGAUGGCGGCGCCCAGCGCAGCCGCCCCGGAGAGCGAGGAGGGGCCGGGGGGCAAAGCGAAGUCCCCAGCCGUCACCCCGCAGAAGAUCCGGGAGCUGAUCGACGAGGGCAUCGCCCCGGAGGAGGCCGGGCUGGAGGGAAAGGACACAUCUGCCUUGUCAGAAUCAACUAAUGGAUCUUCACAAACAGAUGCUUUUCCUUUCGAGACAACUAGUAAAGAAGCCUUCUUCAGCAGAGUAGAAACGUUUACUUCUUUGAAGUGGGCAGGCAAACCUCAUGAGCUUUCUCCCCUGAUAUGUGCCAAAUAUGGAUGGACCAAUAUAGAGAGUGACAUGCUGAAGUGCUCCAGCUGCCAGGCCUUCCUCUGUGCAAGUUUGCAGCUGGCAUUUGACUUCAACAAGUACAAGGAGAGGUGUGCGGAGCUGAAGAAAGCUUUGUGUACUGCCCAUGAGAAGUUCUGUUUCUGGCCCGACAGCCCCUGUCCAGAUCGCUUUGCUGUUUUACUGGUUGGCGAGCCAAUAGCCCUUGUCAGUGACUUCCUGGAUCGCUUUCAAAGCCUGUGUCAGCUAGAACUUCAGCUGCCCUCUCUGAAACCAGAGGAUCUGAAAAAUAUGUCCUUGACGGAAGAUAAAAUCAGCCUUCUACUGCAUCUGAUCGAGGAGGAACUCGAAUGCAAAACCGAAGAGGAGAAAACACCAGUGAAAUUGGGCUCUGACCUCUUUCAAGUACAUGUCCCCGCCUGCAUCCUGGCCCUCUGUGGCUGGGCUUACAGCCCUACAUCGGUGUCCAUGCACCUCCCGGUGAUCACGUGUUCCCGCUGCAUGAGGAAGGUGGGGCUGUGGGGUUUCCAUCAGAUUGAGUCUUCCAUGCUCGAGUUGGACUCUUCCUUUGGACUGGGCAGCACUCCCACCAUGCCCACAGAGGCACGCUCGGACCGAACCCCACUGGUGCCCACGUCUCCCCACAGGAUGAUCACAAGGAGCCAGGACACGACCUUUCCUCCAGGCUCGGAGCAGCACGAGAAGAGCCCGUCUCCCGUGACAGCCCGUAUGCGGAGCUGGGAUGGCUCAAGCCCCAUGGACCGGGCCGAGCCGGAGGCAUCAAGCCCGUCGACGAGGAGCCGCCCGGUAACCCGCAGCAUGGGGCAGGGGGACAGUGUAGAGGUGCCAUCCAGCCCUCACAGGAGAGCCAAGCGGGCGCGCCUCUGCUCUUCCAGUAGUUCGGACACUUCCACCAGAAGCUUCUUUGAUCCCAGCUCUCAGCACCGCGACUGGUGCCCUUGGGUCAACCCAGUGCAGGAGAAGGCCGCCUCCGAGGACACUGGCGACCAAUCGGAGCUGACAUCUGUGAAGGUGGAGCCUGGCUGGCGGGUGGUGCUGAAUGUCCUCCUGGCCGCCAGGAAAUCAAACAGAGCAGCUGACGCAGAGCUUGUGAGCCUCUCAGUAAAAUCCUGCAAGGUGUUCCGGAUAUUCCGGCAGUGGGAAGCUAUGUGCUCCUCCUGAAGACGCUUGGCCCCAGCCAGGGAACGCCUGCCGGGCGGGUUGCAAGGGACAUUGGGUCGGGUUAGAGAGCUGCUUUGCAGUUCCUUGCCAGGCCGCUCCUGGAGACGAUCCUCCAGGCUCAGCGAGCAAUGGGAGCCCCUUCCCAGGGGAUGCAGGUAAUUUGGGGAUGCCCAAAGCACAGUGUGAAGGCCACACUCAGCCCUGGCUGUAAACAGCAGCCCAUGGCUGUUUGAUUUGAAACGGGGUGAGGUUGAGCAUACGGGCACAUUUGCCAAAGCCUGCACCCUCCUUGCAAGCUGCCACUGCAUUUCUCGGAGCCACUAGCCUGGGGCAGCCCCCCGCCGGCUCUGCAUUUCCCCCACCUCCAACCAGAACAGGCUCCAUGCAGGAAGGAUCUUUUUCUGCCAAGGAACUACAUCCAUUUCAUAGGUUAGUGCAGCAGACGGGCCAAGGCCUGUGCCACACUGCACACCAUACAGGGGCCUAUGAGCCAGGGCCCCACUGGCUUGGGGAUUGAUGACAGGUAGUAAUAAAAUCUUUCCCUGUUUUUUUUCUUAGCUGUCUGGUGCUCCUUCCUUCAUGGGUGGGGCUGACCGGUGACACGCAGCCUUAGGCCUGGGCAGUCAUACAUAGAUGUGUUCUGCUGGGGUCCUUGCUCACCACACAGGGGCACAGCACCUCCCCCGAUUCCCUGCCAGCAGACCCAUAGUGGGUGCAGUUCCCCAAGUACCUUUCCUUCCUCACCGCCAGGCUUGGGGUGUCUCGCUAGAAGCUCUGGCACCUCGGAAAGAGCCAGGCUGGCUUUGUCCGCAGGUCAGGGGGCCUCCAGGCAGGCAUGAGGGAGCUUUGAGGAGGGAGAGGAUCCACUCGCAGCUGCAGGGCCUCCCAUGGGUCACUCUCUACAAGGCCCCACAGAACCUGUGAUGCCUUGUCCGCACUUCUGCUGAGACUGAACAUCCCAGGCCAUGCUCACCGUGACCCAGGAAUCAGACUGUGAACUUCCAGCCCAGUUUGGCCAACCCAAGAAAUCUGAAGAAGCAUCUGAGCAUGCAGGAACUUGUCCAAGCCCUGCUGGGUUCACCCCUCUCCAGCAGGUUAAUGCAGAGAAAGAGGAGGCCCUUCUGUAGCCAGAACUGGCUCCCUAAAUCUACCCCCACCAGUGUCUCUUCUCCCCACUCCUUUCUCCCUGGGAAGUAGUAAUACUUCUGAAUUCAUAUGGUGCCACUCAUCCCACAGAUCCUAGGAUGCUUCACAUGUUAUACCCCCGGCAUCACUAAAAUGCAGCUCCCUCUGGUGUGGAGCACGGCCGUGAGCCAGUGCAAUGCACAACACUGGCAGAAGCUGUUCAAGGACACUGAGCAAACCCUCUUGAGAAGGAAGUUGCACGGCUCUCUAAUAGCCACACGGCACAAAUUGGACCUCUGCAGAUUUCAUGUUUGCCCUGCAUAGAACUCUGCCUUGGAGGGCGACAAGCUGAGCUGAGCUGUCCCUGCUGGGAUUCCAACUCCUGCUUCUAGGGAAUCUGGGCAUGUCCAACAGUCUUGAAAGCCUUUUAUAGCCUAGUCCAUUGACAAGCCCCUUUUGGCCAAGGAUAGACGUGCCCUAGAUGUAUCUCCUGCCUGCCCCGGGUGCCCCCUGCAGCUGUUGUGUCUGCUUUUUAGUCCACCCAGCUGUGGAUCAAUCAGAAUAUGUCUCAGGUGCCAAGGUGAUGUGGGGUCAAAUGGUGGCACAAGAGCCCCCAAGCCCCACAAAAUACACAAUGGAAACUACCUUUGUUUGAGCCCCUGAAUGCAGCCAACCGAGAAUCCUAAGAGCUGGCCAAGUAACCCCCCCCGCCGGGAAACUUCCACAAGAAGGGUUGUGGUUACAGACAGACCUGGCUCCGGCUGAUUCAUGAUCAAACAGCCGGCUCACCGGCAGUGCAGGGGUAGGUGUCAUGUGGCCACUCCAGCCAGAGGCCUUGCAAUCCGUGCAGGAUUGGUGCUUGCUAGCACCAUCUACUGUCACUGUCACAGCAUGUGGGUCCCUUCCAGGGGAUCCCCCCAGGCUGUGCUCCCUCUCGUUUCUAUCGGGGGGGGAGGUGUUCCUCUCCUUUCACCCAAAUUGGACUCUGUCACCUACAUUUUUUUCUCCGCUACAAGCUGAGGUUUAAUAUUCCACCUCCAGCCUCUUUACCAACAUGGAUUAAAACCCAUAUUGCCCCUAUCAGGUAUGUCAUAUUAUAUUAUCCCCCUUUUACAGUUGUGGAAAUUGAGCCAGAGAAAUUAAGAUUUGCCCAGAGACCUAAAACAAAUCACCAUGAGCUGGGCAUAGAAGCAGGCCCUAUCAGCUCCCUGCUUUAACCUUCCCAGAACUGGGCAUAAAACCCAGAAGUCCUGAUUCCCAGCUACCUGAUCCAACCACUCAAUGAGAUGGAUUGAAACUAAUAUUGUGUUUCUCUCUGCAUUUGAAGCACCUACUUU